AUGACUAAUCAGUCCUACGCCGAGUUUGUAGAGCACUGCGUGUAUCGCAACCCAUGCAUAUCGGGACUUUCUCAGCACCUCAACAAGCCAGCAAAUGGCUCAAGUCGGAUCAUCUUCAUUGACUUUCCAGGAGACCAGGCCAACCAAGGGUCUAUAAAACCAAUAUCAGCAACAGUGCAGCAGUGCGUUCAAUUAACGACCACCAUUCCCUCCAACGUCACCCGGCUUCUAUUCAUCGAGAACAUUACUCCCGCUAUCAUCAAACAAAUAGGGCCAGCUUUAGACAUCGAUCCCUUAUUCUUUGCGGAUUAUAUUGUCACCGACUUCAAAGAUUUAGAAAAGCAACCACCACCGCCGGCGCUGGCGAUUCUGCCAUCUCUAGCGUCAGAAAAACCCUAUUUACACCUGCAUUACCAACAGAUAUUGGACUUAGGUCGUUCUGACUUGUUCAAAGACAGUUCUUAUGCACUAAAGACUGACUCAAACGUUCCACGCAAUGUCCGCCGUUUGGCUCCUUUAUCAGGUACACAACUCGCUCUUGCCCGUUCAAGCUGUUCAGCUUUCUUCAAGUCGACCGGAAGCUCCUCCAUCGGUUUGUUCCUCGUUGACCGGCCUAUUACCUAUGUGCUCGAGACAUCUGGGCCCAAUCAGUAUAUCAAGCAUCAGGCCAAAACCUUGUAUUCAGGAUUUGAGGACUUUCAGCCCUCACAGUCCUUCUCGUCUUACAGAAAUGGCCAGAUCGAUCCGAAUUGGGACAAGUCAUCGAUGCUUGACAGUUUGGUUCACUAUUUCUCUACACAACGGGCUCUUUGCCAGCCCAGUGUACUUAGUAUCAGCUACUAUCCUAUCCGAACUGUUCUUUCAGAGUGGAACUUGUACAUCCAUUUAACAAGCCGCUUCUCCAAGUACUAUGAGUACUCUCUCCGGAGUAUGGAAGCCCGGCUACAUGACGAGGAUAUAGUUGACCUUCAACGAUGGCGCCGUCGCUGCAAGCAAAGCCGGCAUAAACUGGGGCUUCUUUCAGAGUAUGUGAGUCGAUGGGGAGAACAUGAAAGCGAUAGACAGAAAUGGGUCUCAGUUCAGAAGGAUAUUUAUUAUCUACGAGAGCAAUUGCAGGACUAUGGACAAUCUCUGGAACAGAUGGUAUCUAUAGCCACGUCCAUGGUCCAACUUCUCGAUUCCCGCCGCUCUAUCAUUGAAGCUCGUUGA
Fusarium poae is the source of this 1209-nucleotide messenger RNA. RefSeq lists its product as uncharacterized. Bases 1 to 1209 code for a protein of 402 amino acids. The transcript is spliced from 3 exons. NCBI's taxonomy places the organism in Eukaryota, Fungi, Ascomycota, Sordariomycetes, Hypocreales, Nectriaceae. The record is from RefSeq and is a predicted model, not a curated record.